AUGCACUUAUCUGCUGUUGCACAAGAAAAAGCUAAGCUCAAGCAGGAACAGACCUUCCAAAAGUGCAUACCUCACUCUACCAUGACUUCUACUGAGUGGAGGCGUGUCAUCAAGCUUAUUCAAGAUGCACAUCUAGUUGACUGCAAGGUUUACCCCCUCACACUCGCUGACCAAGACGAACUGAGCAAGUUCAUCGAGGAGAACCUCAAGUCUGGCUGCAUUCACCUGGCCAAGUUACCUAUGGCCUCUCCCUUCUUCUUCAUCAAAAAGAAGGAUAGCUCGCUAUGCCCCGUCCAGAACUACCACAAGCUCAACAAGAUGACUGUGAAGAAUCACUACUUGUUGCUCAUCCAGGAGCUUCUUGACAAGCUUAAAGGUGCUCAAUACUUCACCAAGCUGGACAUUUGCUGGGGCUACAACAAUGUAUGCAUCAAGGAGGGCAAUGAAUAG
Peniophora sp. CBMAI 1063 is the source of this 450-nucleotide messenger RNA. Lineage: Eukaryota; Fungi; Basidiomycota; Agaricomycetes; Russulales; Peniophoraceae. The record is from the annotation of a GenBank genome assembly.